Molecule: messenger RNA, 357 nt
Organism: Hirsutella rhossiliensis
Lineage: Eukaryota; Fungi; Ascomycota; Sordariomycetes; Hypocreales; Ophiocordycipitaceae
Product: reverse transcriptase (RNA-dependent DNA polymerase) domain-containing protein
Exons: 2
Coding region: 1-357 (118 amino acids)
Source: RefSeq, a predicted model, not a curated record
AUGGCUGCCUUGGUUCACGACAUCGAGGAGGCAUUGAUCCUUCGCUUACGGGAGCAAGGCUGGCCACUAAACCUCACGCGCUGGGUCGGCUCGUUUAUGCAAGAUAGGUCGGCACGCAUCCGCUACCAGGAUAUCGUAACGGAUUCAUCGCCACUCCAGUGCGGUCUGCCACAGGGAUCGCCAGUCUCUCCGAUCCUCUUCCUACUAUAUACGGAACCAAUCUACCGCCAGGGCAGCUCAAAAAGGCGUUUCGGCUAUGCGGACGACACUGCCAUUCUCUGCGUCGGCAAUAGCCUAGACGAGACGUCCGCCGUAUCCGACACUUGCCAUCCAGUAGACGCCAAGCAGUGUGGCUAA